This is a messenger RNA of Chlorocebus sabaeus (green monkey), 3088 nucleotides long. The record is from RefSeq and is a predicted model, not a curated record. Lineage: Eukaryota; Metazoa; Chordata; Mammalia; Primates; Cercopithecidae.
ACAAAAAAACUGUACAAUUAUGGUUUAAAAUAGAAAGAAACCACACUGAAAAUAGUAAUUCGUUUGCCAAAUGAACUCAGUUAGGUUAGCACCUUAGCAAGAUCCUUUGGGAACAAGUGGCCUCUAAGUACUUCGGUAGCAGUAUCUUUUUUUUUUUCUUUUCAGACUUUUGCUUUUCUAAAAUUACAAAGGUGUAGUGUGUCUGCUGUUACAGGUUGGAAAAAUGCAUCAUAGGAGGUUGGAAGCUUGUUGGCCUCAGUCAUAAAGGGAUAAGAAAACUGAGAAUUAGGCAUAGGGCAGAAAGGACCUCACCCCUCCCAACGCUUUCAUUUCUAAAUAAUGCUUAAGGAAACCAUGCCAGGGUUUGUAAAAGAGUAGAGGCACAACCACGGGGAGUGGGCACAGGGCAAGGAUGAAAGAGGGCAGGACGUGGGGAUAAAGCGGCUUCUUAACUGCGCCUGCGCCCCUUGCAAAGCGUGAAGUGGCGUCAUUGCCUGCGUCACAAUACGCGUCGUCUGACUGGAAGCGUAUCGCAGGCUCUGAGGGGCGGAACCCAACGGAUGGUCAAAGGCGGCAGAUUGUAGUUUUUGUUUUGGCCGGAAAGGCUUACCAUGAGUUGCCAGGGCUGAGAGAGAUGGAGAAGGAUUCGCGGCGGUGACAGAUUAAAUUCCCCAGUUACAUUAUAGACUUGGAGGUGGGGGAUCUUCUCAUCGUUAGAGGCCCCGAUCAUGGGAGAUAGGCGGUUCGGAGCCAGUCCUGCCUAACUUUGUGUUCACUGAUGUUAGGGAUGCUAGGGCUGCAAAGGUGGGCACCCCUACUCGUCUAAGAGCUUUCUCCUCUCUUCUCUUUUUCCCCUUUGCCUCUCUCCUUACAUCACCUGCCCACUAAGUCGACUUGUCCUUGUGUGAACGGCAGCCGGAAAGCCUUGAGAACUUAUUCCUCGACCCGGACAUGGCACAGGAGAAAAUGGAAGUAGGUUUCGAAUCGCUGCCGAGUUCCACUACCGCAGACAGCAACAUUCCGAGAAGAGUCAACAGUGCCCCUUUGAUCAAUGGACUUGGACGGAGUCUCACUGUGUCGCCCAGGCUGGAGUGCAGUGGUGUGAUCUCGGCUCACUGCAACCUCCGCCUCCGGGGUUCAAGCGAUUCUCCUGCCUCAGCCUACCGAGUAGCUGGGACUUCAGGCACCCACCACCACGCCUGCCUAAUUUUUUGUAUUUUUAGUGGAGACGGGGUUUCACCGUGUUAGCCAGGAUGGUCUCGAUCUCCUGACCUUGUGAUCUGCCCGCCUCGGCCUCCCAAAGUGUUGAGAUUACAGGCAUGAGCCAUAGCGCCCGGCCUAAAUCUUACUUAAAUUAGACUUUUAAAAUGAUAUUUUGGAUCUCACAUUUCAGUAUUAAUAAGGUUUUCUAGAUCAUAAAAAUGUCUGAAAAAUGCAUUCACUACAUACAUUGCUAACUUUGCUCCUCACCUUUUGUGGCAUCAUACUGAUUGAUAGUUGUAAUUCACAGUACCAUAGACUUAUCAGGAAGGGAUUCAGAGACCAGCUUUACCCUCCUUGUUUAACAUAUGAGGAAACUGAGGCCCAUAAAUCUCCAAAAUGACAUGUUUAGUGGCAGAGCCAGUACUAGGAACCUCUGUUUCCUGACUCCUAAAUGACUGUUCUGGCCACUACUAAUGAAUAACUAAGUUGAUUAACUAAAUAAAUGCAGCUUUUGGGUCAUUUGAGGUAGGAGAGAAUAUACUGUUCACAAAAUGAAAAGCAAACUAAGAUUGACCAAAAAAAAAAAAAAAUACAUUACCUUUUUAAAAUAGGCAGGUAGAAAAACAUAGAAGGGGGACUCUGCAUGUUGUGCUGAGAACAAGAACAUUUUAUUCACUCAGGAUUUUGCUCUAAUCCUGUUGUGGAAAUAAAGGAAUUAUGGGACCCACUCUACUAGUAGAAGAGAGCAGUGGGGAGAAUGUUGGGUUUAUUGAAGACAAUAUAAAAAGAAGAAAUAGACUGCAAAUAGACGAUGGAGGAUGUGUACUUGAAAGAACCUGUGGAUCCUCUUUAAUGUAUUAAAUAUGCCAGAGAAGGAGUGGACCCUUCCCUAAUCCUCAAAGCCUUGGAAACAGAGAGAUCUCAGUUAUCCCUUCAUAUCUUGCUUUGUUCUGCAAAGGAUUUUUUUUGUUUUGUUUGUUUUUUGCUUUUAUCAUAUUAGAGCAUAGCUAUAGUGUUAAAUUCCAUAGCUAAAGAUCCUAAUGCAUGAAGUAAAAUUUUUACAGAAAGGUAAGGGUCACUAGCAUAUUUCUCUAGUAGGAGUUUAAAGAUAUAGAAACCACAAAGUGGACGGAGUCCAGGGACUCUAGUCCAUCAGAAAGAAGUAACAUAGGAAUGAUGUGUGACAUCCCUGAGAUUAGGGAACUUGCCUAGAUGAUCUGAGGGCAUAUUUUGUGCUGUUGUAGAAAAUGUAGGGCAUGGUCAGAGAAGUUACUCUGAAGCAAGAAAAAUUUAGAGUAGGAUUACACUGAGCAUUAGUUGAAUUCAUUUUCACCUCAGCUCUUAUUUGCAUAUGCAUACUGCUCACUUUUCUCCCUUUUUUUUUUCUUCCUUGGCCCUCUAAUACUUGUGUACUUCCCCUUUCUAAACUAUACCUGGCAGUAAAGCAUUCUCUUCAGAAAGUGAGAAUCACUAGCAUAUUUCUUUAGUAGGAGUUGUAGAAACCACAAAGUGGACAGAGUUCACAGACUCCGGUCCAUCAGAAAGAAGUAACAUAGGAAUGAUGUGUGACAUGCCUGAGGUCAGGGAACUUGCCCAAAUGAUCUGAGGGGAUGUUUUGUGCUGUUGUAGAGAAUAUUUAGCUUGCUGAACAUUGUUGCACCUCUUUCAAGUCAUUUUCGAACUUUGCUCCAUGUUUCUUCUAUAUAAAGACCCUCUUGCACCAGCAUUUGCAGAAUUAAAUUCCUUACAUUGGUUUCUUUUAUAUCAAUUCUUUAAUACAGUAUUACUGUUUUAAAGAAGUAUCUGCACUGUUUUAUGUAUAUCUUGAACUAAUAAAAAUUCCAACGUCAAAAGUUUUGAACCUCUUGGUUCUUUAUACUCUUUA